This is a messenger RNA of Chilo suppressalis (striped riceborer), 2403 nucleotides long. Lineage: Eukaryota; Metazoa; Arthropoda; Insecta; Lepidoptera; Crambidae. The record is from the annotation of a GenBank genome assembly.
AUGAGUGAGGAUGAUCCACCUGCGAAACGAAUGAAAAUAGGUGACCCUAUAUCAGACGACACAGAUAUCAACAAUGAUGAGUUUAGUAAGAAACAAACAGAUCAAGCAUGCAAUCCAAAGUAUAACAACUUUGUGACUGCAGAGGAGCUUGAGAAACUAAAGGAAUUCAAAGUUUUGGAUGAGGUUAAAUCAAACGAUGAAGACAGCAAUGAUGAGUCUGACAGCUCUGAUGGGAAAUCAGAGGUGCCUGAAGAAGAAAUUGAAAAAAUGUUGGAGGAGGACCUGCCAGAAGGUUUUAAGGGCCCACCUCAACCGAAGGAAAAGCCUUAUGUGACUAGGCAGAAAAUAGUACUUGAAGAGAAGGGUGUUAACCACUGGGAAGUGCUGCCGCUGGACUGGAUGAUGGUGCGACACUACAGCGGUAUGCCGGUGUACAUGCAUCGCUCCACAAGGGUGUGCACGCUAUCUAAGCCGUACUUCCUGGGCACGGGCAACACGAGGCGUCAUGAUAUACCUAUAAGCGCAAUUCCUUGUUUGGCAUACCGAAGAGCACUAGAAGAAGAAAAGAAGCAACAAGAAAUCGAUAGGAAAAUCGAAGAACAGAUAAAAAACGGCACAUGGGCUAACAACUUAACCAAUAUUAAUCAAUCUAAUGUUAAAAGCGAAAAUAUUCCAGCUAAUGAUAACAAUGAGAUGAACAAAAGUCUUGAUAUAAGUGACAGUGCAUCCCAUAUAAUUAAGACUGCAGAAACGCCUACUGAUGACAAUGCUGAAAAUGCAAUUUGUAAUGGUACACUUGACACUUCUGACAUUGAGGAAAACAAGGUCACUUCAAUCAUAGAUAUAUCUGAAGAGACAAAUAAUGACAAAACUAUAUGCAAAUCUAAUAUAGACACUAAAACUUCAUCUAACUGUCCAUUUAAGGAUGAAAAAGACAAACUUAAUACUGAAAUUAGGCCUGAAUUAGUUUGUCCUGUUACAGGCAAACAUGCUCACAGUAUCAAAGAUAGAGUACCAAAAAUUGAUGAAAUAGAUGCAGAAUCAAACAUAAAUGCAAGGGAUAAUAUUGGCGACAUUACACAAGUAAACGGUAAUGUAGGAAAUUGUGAUAACAAUGAAGAUGCAGAUCUGAAGACAACUGUAGGAGAGAGCAACGUUAUUGGCGAGAAUGUUCAAGGCACUACAGAAGAGAAGAACACAGCAGAAGGUUCUACUGAAGUAAACGAAGGUGACAAUGAAAAAUCCAAUGAUGACAUACAGAUACCGAAGUACAGACAGCCUGUAAUAUUUCCGGGUGGGAUAGUGAUGCCACCGCCCACUGUAGAAACUAUUAACAACAGCUGGAAAACCCAGCACCUGUCGCACGAGCAAGUCAACGACUAUUGUAAAAAGCUGUUUAUAUUCAAGACUAUCAAUAUAAUGCAUUUCAACCGAUGGGCGGACAGACGCAAGUACAACAAAGCCCGCAAGACGCUGCAGUACCCCACGCUGCCCGACGGCACCAAGCUCAUCACCAUACCCGCCAGGCAGAGCGCUCAGGAUAACGGUAAUGCAACUGGCGGAAAGCCAAUGAAACGCGACUGGGUGAUGAAUAUGGACGGACGCAGCUACCUGUCUGUGUUCCACGAGUACGUGCGUCGAGCGCUGCAGAAACAGCCCGUCUACGAGUUUGUGCAGCUCGAGAACGCCGCGACCCCGUAUCAGGCGACGGUAUACAUCGGCGGCAUGCAGUACGGCGUGGGGCGCGGCUCCUCCAAGCGGCAGGCCAAGUCUGCGGCCGCCAGGAGCUCCAUACACAUCCUCAUACCCGAGAUGAAGGACGACCGCCCCAAGCAGAGCGACGAGCCAGACUUCUCUUGUAGCUUCUUCGACUACGUGGGCAUCGAGGACCCCCGCAUCUCCGAGUUCUGCGCGGCCACCUGCGAGCCCUCGCCUCAUGCAAUCCUGCGCACCUGCCUGCUGAGGAACUUCGGUGCCAGCGACCGACACAUACAUACUGAGAUGAAGAAGCUGGAGUUCCAGAAGAUUGAGUUGACCAUGAAGGUGGGCAAGCACUCCGCCACCGUCGUCUGCAAGAACAAGAAGACAGCCAAGCAGCGCGCCUCGCAGGCAAUAUUACAGGCGCUCCAUCCCCACGUGCGGUCAUGGGGCUCCCUUCUCCGCCUGUACGGGUCGCGAUCCGUCAAGAGUUCCAAAGAGAAGAAGUUGGAAGAACAACAGAUUACUCUCCUUCAAGACAGAGCCCGCCAUAACCAACCCAAUAAGGCCGUGCUUGAUAAACUGCGGGCGGAUAUGGUGCGGCUGCGGGACAGAGACGCCGCCUGCGCGCCUAUAGGCACUUUACUUCUGGAGGAAGAUCUGCCCACCCAUUCGGGCUCCAAUUUGAAUAACGUAGAUCUGUGA